Coccidioides immitis RS is the source of this 1271-nucleotide messenger RNA. RefSeq lists its product as uncharacterized. Gene Ontology annotation, molecular function: phosphoprotein phosphatase activity. Gene Ontology annotation, biological process: dephosphorylation. The transcript has 2 exons. Bases 351 to 1214 code for a protein of 287 amino acids. The record is from RefSeq and is a predicted model, not a curated record. NCBI's taxonomy places the organism in Eukaryota, Fungi, Ascomycota, Eurotiomycetes, Onygenales, Onygenaceae.
ACUCGCACCCCGGACGCUGUGUGAGGGGAGCGGGGUGCGUGAAUUGAAAAGGCAUUCUCUGCUUCUCUCUUGUUGAAGGAAUUUUAGUUGGGCUGAUUUGAGAAGAAUGAGAGAAGGAAGUAUAAAUUUGCUCCUCUUCUAUUGCUUUGGAAAUCCUUCUUGAUAUCCAAUUGUGCCGGUCCACCUUGACUGUGUCUUGAGAAACUGCAACCUUACUUCGCUCUACUCUUUGAAUUCGCCUUGUCUGCUUGAUAUAUCCCGGAGGAUAACUGCCUAUUCACAGCGCUCAAAGUGUCUCGCAGCCGAGAAAUCGUCGAUAUCUUUCAUAGACCCACUCUCCAUCCCCAAUCAUGGCCUCAGUCGCCCAAGACACUGCUGCCCUCCAAGACAUUGAGACCCUCGUCAAAACUGACGUUGCCACCGUGAUAGCUGCUGAAAUCACCAGCCAAAUCAUCUCCAGGCCUCCCUUCCUCACUAUCCCCGGCGUCUUCAACGUCCGUGAUAUCGGCCAGCCCACCGGCACUCCCCCAGUUCGCACCAACUUCCUCUUCCGGUCCGGCCUGAUCUCCUCCAUCAACGACGCCGGCAAGAUCAAGCUCGCUUCCGAACUCGGUGUUAAAAAGGUAUUCGAUCUGCGGUCCGCGGGCGAGCGGGAGAAAUUGGGUGUUCCGCAGAUUGAAGGGGUGGAUAUCUGGUGGUUGCCGCCGGCGCAAGACCCGCGGCCGGUUGUGUUCAGCGAGUUUGGUGCAGAGGAUGGUGGGUUGAACGCCAUGUUGGAUAUGUAUAAAGAUAUAUUGAUCACCCAUGUACCUGUGUUUAAGGAGGUGUUUGGACAUAUCAAGGAUGAGGCGGACAAGCCUGUUUUAUUUCAUUGUGCAGCUGGGAAGGACCGUACUGGAGUGCUCACGGCGCUGAUCUUGCGCCUUGCGGGUUGUGCUCCUGAUAUUAUCGCGCGAGACUAUACGCUCACUCGUAUUGGAGUCGAGCCCGCUCGCGACAUCAUCUUGAAAGAUCUCCUUUCGGGCAUGUUCACGUCUGACCCGGCCAUGCAGAAGGGUGCUGCCGGACUGUGCAGCGCCAAUUAUGAAACCAUGAUUCGGUUCCUUGAAGAUCUGGAGAAAAACUACCAGGACGGUGCGGAGGGAUAUGUUAAGAGCGUGUUGGGGUUUUCUGACGAUGAUGUCGUGAAGAUUAAGAAGAACUUGACUGCUUAAUAAACUGGUAAUUGGAGGGCACGCAUUCUCCGGGAUUUUCCCUGUGAUGCUACCAUC